This is a messenger RNA of Marmota monax (woodchuck), 4647 nucleotides long. RefSeq names its product magnesium transporter 1 (gene Magt1). The transcript is spliced from 10 exons. Gene Ontology annotation, cellular component: oligosaccharyltransferase complex. Bases 1 to 1104 code for a protein of 367 amino acids. Lineage: Eukaryota; Metazoa; Chordata; Mammalia; Rodentia; Sciuridae. The record is from RefSeq and is a predicted model, not a curated record.
AUGAGGAAAGGCAAGGGGACGGCUUGCCUUUUCUCACGCCCCACCCUCAGAUCCUGCCAGAGGAAAGUUUCGCUUACAGUGGGGAGACAAGCGAACAUGGCAGCCUGUAGAUGGUUUUGGUGUGUCUCUGUGACCGUGGUUGUGGCGCUGCUGCUCAUUUACAAGGUUCCCGCGGCCUCUGCUCAAAGAAAGAAGGAGAUGGUGUUAUCUGAAAAGGUUAGUCAGCUGAUGGAGUGGACCAAUAAAAGACCUGUAAUAAGAAUGAAUGGAGACAAGUUCCGUCGCCUUGUUAAAGCCCCACCAAGAAAUUACUCCGUUAUUGUCAUGUUCACUGCUCUCCAACUUCAUAGACAGUGUGUCGUUUGCAAGCAAGCUGAUGAAGAAUUCCAGAUCCUAGCAAACUCUUGGCGAUAUUCCAGUGCAUUUACCAACAGAAUAUUUUUUGCCAUGGUGGAUUUUGAUGAAGGCUCUGAUGUAUUUCAGAUGCUAAACAUGAAUUCAGCUCCAACUUUCAUCAACUUUCCUGCAAAAGGGAAACCCAAACGGGGUGAUACAUAUGAGUUACAGGUGAGGGGCUUUUCGGCUGAACAGAUUGCCCGGUGGAUUGCAGACAGAACUGAUGUCAAUAUUAGAGUAAUUAGACCCCCAAAUUAUGCUGGUCCCCUUAUGUUGGGAUUGCUCUUGGCUGUUAUUGGUGGACUUGUGUAUCUUCGAAGAAGCAAUAUGGAAUUUCUCUUUAAUAAAACUGGAUGGGCUUUUGCAGCUUUGUGUUUUGUGCUUGCUAUGACAUCUGGUCAAAUGUGGAACCAUAUUAGAGGACCACCAUAUGCUCAUAAGAAUCCACACACAGGACAUGUGAAUUACAUUCAUGGAAGCAGCCAAGCCCAGUUUGUAGCUGAAACACACAUCGUUCUUCUGUUCAAUGGUGGGGUUACUUUAGGGAUGGUGCUUUUAUGUGAAGCUGCUACCUCUGACAUGGAUAUUGGAAAGCGAAAGAUAAUGUGUAUGGCUGGUAUUGGACUUGUUGUGUUAUUCUUCAGUUGGAUGUUGUCUAUUUUCAGAUCUAAAUAUCAUGGAUAUCCAUACAGCUUUCUGAUGAGUUGAGAAGGAUUCCAGAGAUAUGUAAACACUGCAGUAAUGGAAAUUGAAAAAUAAGAAAUGUGUGUGUGUUUGAAAAGAAGAAUGCAACUUGUGUAUUCUGUAUUACCUCUUGUUUUCAAGUGAUUUAAAUAGUUAAUCAUUUAACCAAAGAAGAUGUGUAGUGCCUUAACAAUCAAUUUCUUGUCAAAAUCAUGAAGUAUUUGGAAAUUAUUCUCCUCUUAACCUUUUCUUCCAAGUGAAUUUUGUGGAAUUUUUAAUUUUGUAGAAUUAAUUACAUUAUAAAAUUUUAAAACUACUACUUCAUUUAAUUAGAAGAAAGCUCAAAACUACUUUAGUUGCUUUUGGUUACUUUUGGUCAUCUGGUUUUAUAUUCUCUUAUUCAAAGAUGGGGAAUGAAAGUUGGGACCAGGUAUUCCCACAGAGGCCUGUUAAAGAUAAUCUGCAUCAGGAAGCCAUUCUUAGCUUUUCCAUAUUUGCAUGGAUGUGUAUAUUUUACAAACACUUAUUUCUGGGUCAAGAAAUCGUGUGUAUGGGGCUGGGAUGGUGGGUCAGUGGUAGAGUGCUUACCUGGCAUGUGUGAGGCACUGGGUUCAAUUCUCAGCACUGCAUAUAAGUAAAUAAAAUGAAGGUCCAUUGACAACUGAAAAAAAAUGUGUAUAUAUAUAAAAGAAAUUAUAUGUGCUACAUGGUGUAGUGAAAAUGCAACACGAUUCUUCAGCAUACAGGUCUAGCUUUUAGAAAGACCAGUCUUCCUUGCAUCUUUCCUACUGAAAUACAAUGCUAUCUAUGCUUCUUGACAGCUGUAGACAUUAAAAAGUAUCUCUAAAUACAGGAUUGUGAUUUCUAUAUGAGUAUGGUGUUGACUACCUUGUAUUUGGAAGGAUUUAAGAUUCAUUUUAUCUCCUUAGUUUUAUGUAAGCUGGUCCAUCUCUAAUAACAAUAUAGUUUAGUGAUAAAAAUCUGUGUAAUUUAUAACAUGGUCUAAAAUGUUUUUGUAGGUUAGAAAUUGUCCAUUUUUUUCAUUUUUACCUAAUAGAAAAAUAGGCUCAGUUGUAUUUAGAGAAAGGGCUCCCUUAGAAUGGGAAAAGAAAAUUAUGAAAUAUUGAAUUAUUGCCUGUAUGUAGAAAUUGUUUUGUGAGAGCUGUUCUGUUUUUGUUAUUAUUUUAGCCUUUAUUCUUCUCCUUUAAGUAAACAAACAAAGCUAGCAUGGUAGCAUGUGCCUGUCCCAGUCUGAGGCUGAGGUGGGAAGAUUAUUUGAGUCCAAACAUUCAAGGUCAGCCUGGACAAGAUAGUGAGUCCCCAUCUCAAAAGAAAUGUAAAACAACAACAACAGAGUACAGCUUCCUAGUUUGAAGGGUUUUGUUUGAAUUUUGUCUUUUUUUUUUCUACAGUAGAAAUAAUCAUAUGUGCUAACCAAAUUUCUGUAAGUUAUGUUUUUGUAACUAUCAUUAUAUAUCUAACUAUAACUCCCCAUACUUAUGAAGAAUAACCUAAAAUGCCACUAUUAUGAAAGUUUGAGAAUUGUAAUUUUAACGAAAUCGUGGCAGUAUUACAUUAAGAAGAUACUGUGAGCCAGGAACGGUGGCACACGCCUGUAAUCCCAGCAGCUCAGGAGGCUGAGACAGGAGUAUUGCCAAGUUCAAAGCCAGCCUCAGCAAUAUUGAGGCGCUAAGCAACUCAGUGAGACCCUGUCUCUAAAUAAAAUACAAAAUAGGGUUGGGGAUGUGGCUUGGUGGUUGAGUGCCCCUGAGUUCAAUCCCUAAUUUAAAAAAAAAGAAGAAGAAGAAGAAGAUAGAGUGGUUGCCUCCUGCUAUUUACUCUCUAACAUGGUCUAAAAGUCUUAUAUAACAGGCUGAGCACAGUGACUCAUGCCUCUAGUCUCAGCAUCUGGAGAAGCUGAUACAGGAUGUUUGCAAGUUUGAAGCUAGCCUGGACAACCUAGUGAGACCCUAUCUCAAAAAAAAAGGGGGGGGCUGCGGAUGUAGCUCAGUGGUAAAGCACCCCUGGGUUCAAUCCCUGUUACCCCCACCCACCUCUCGCCACACACACAAAGACUUAGAGUCUUAUGAAAGGAGAUGGCUAUAAUUGCCUCUGAAGAAAGGUUUUGUGUGAGUUUUUGUUUUUAUUUUGUUAGUAGAUUUGAUGGGUGCGGGAGGAUACUGAUGUUCCCCCCCAUCAUACUCUUUAAUGGAACCACUUUUUAGUUAAUUACUCCCCUGUAAAUUGGUGGUUCUGGAUUCCUUAUCUGCUAUUCUUGUACUUGUCUCAGGCCAAAUAAAUUUAUGCUGUGAUUCUUAUGAGACUUGUAUGAAGUUGCCCUAAUUUUCAGAUUGACCAGGGGAAUACUACUGCCAUAUAAUCUGUAUUGCUCCAGAUAAUUUGCCAUGGUCAUUGAAAUAAUGACAGUUUUUUGUAUUUCUUUUGUCUCCCUUUAAGAGCACAUUCUCCUCUAAGGAGAAAGCAUUCUGUCUAAAAAAUGUGGAAAGCAGAUUUGCUACACUUAAAGUAGUGUUCCUUUUGUGGAAAUUUUGAAAUUAGCUUUCAUCUGAAGUGCCUUAAGUAGACUCUUAAUUUUUCUAGUAAUGGUUUAAAUAUAAUUUGUUAUUCAUUUUAAAGAUAGUAUUAAAAUGACACAUGGGCAACCCUCUUGGGACCCCUCCCUUGUAGGAGCUCCAUUCUGUGUGUUUCAAAGAUAAAUUCUGUUACUUUACUCAUAAAAAAAUUAAAAUGACACAUUAUAGUGGCAAAAGUAACCAAAUGUCUGGCUGUUUACUUUUUUACCAUAUCAAUAAACUCUUACAAUCUAAAUUUUGAGUUUUUGAUUACUGGCUAAAGAGGGAUCAAUUUAAACACUAAAGGAAGCCAGUCAUGGUGGCACAAACUGACCCUGGGGCUGAGGCAAGAAGAUUGCAAGUUGGAGGCCAGCCUCAGCAAUUUAAUGAGACCCUGUCUCAAAAAGAUAAAACAGGACUGGGAAUAUAGUUCAAUGGUAGAAUGUCCUAGGGUUCAAUCAUCUGUCCCCAAAUAAACUAAAACUCUAAAGAAUAAUUGUAAAAUUAGAAUAUUCCAUUUUGAAAUUACAAUUAACUUAAAAUUUUAUUCUCCUUAGUGAUAGUGCAUUUGAUAGCACAAUUUCCUUAAAUAUUUCUCAACUGAGAUACAUUCUAGGAAUGCAUACAUGGGCCUUUAUAAUGUGACCCAUUAGAUUAAUAAAACAUCUAAGAUGAGUAGACAAAUGGUUGUUUUCAAUACAUGAUUUACUUUUUGUCCCUGUCCAUGAACACCACUCCUUGACUAGAUAAUUCUCUUUUGAUAGCAAAAAAAUAGAUUUGAAAGUGUUUCCCUUGCAGAUUAUCAAGUUAUAUGAGACUGGACAAGAAUAUAUUUGUAAAUGUGGAGUAGAAACACCAAAAGAAAUAAACAGAUCUGACUUUUAGUCUUUGUUCUAUCUCUGUCUAGUUCUAUGACCAUAGGCAAGUCACUUGAACUUCUCUGGAUGUAUUUCUUUAUCCUAAGAAAUGUGUUGGAAUAAAUCAUUUCUGUGUA